GCUAGAAUUUUAAAAGACAACGCACGCCGAUCGGUUCUAAGCGUGCUUUCGAAAUUGUGUCUAAAUAUGAUCCAUGCGACAACGUCAGCUGAUAAGUCGAAGACUCUUCUAAUGUGGUGACAGUUUACCGAUUGUUUCAUCUCGUCUAAAUCAUGUCGGCGAUCUUCAACUUCCAGGCGCUUUUGACAGUGCUUUUGCUGAUGAUUUGUACUUGCGCCUACGUACGGUCCCUUUACCCAGCAUUGCUCGACAAAAAUAAGCAGGGGUUAAGGAGCACUUUAUGGAAGCUUGCCCGCAUAGGAGAACGUCUCAGUCCGUGGGUUGCAUUAUCUUGUUUAGCAAUGGCGUUCACCGAUGUAUUUCUCUCGUAAAGGGGGCGCACUCUUUUUUGGAUAGCUUUCUAUAAACGGAUACUUACACAUUGUUGUAACAUACCUCAUUAUCAUCGCGACAAGUCAACAAUACUUAUCAUUCGUUUGCAUGGCAACCGCUUUUUUAUUAACCACAAUUGUUAUGUAGAGUAUGGUUUCGGUAUAACAUGAAAGCUCUUGACGAUAUCCUGGAAGUAUAAUUUUGCGUGCCCCUCAUGCUACUGGUGCUCGUCUCGUAACUUCGUAUAAAUAAAGUAUUUUUAUAAUGAAAUGAAUAAUC
Varroa destructor (honeybee mite) is the source of this 651-nucleotide messenger RNA. It is a transcript of the gene ksh, whose product is annotated as transmembrane protein 167A-like protein ksh. Lineage: Eukaryota; Metazoa; Arthropoda; Arachnida; Mesostigmata; Varroidae. The record is from RefSeq and is a predicted model, not a curated record.